Messenger RNA from Penicillium digitatum Pd1, 1443 nucleotides. RefSeq names its product GMC family oxidoreductase. NCBI's taxonomy places the organism in Eukaryota, Fungi, Ascomycota, Eurotiomycetes, Eurotiales, Aspergillaceae. Gene Ontology annotation, molecular function: flavin adenine dinucleotide binding; oxidoreductase activity, acting on CH-OH group of donors. The record is from RefSeq and is a predicted model, not a curated record.
AUGAUUACAACGCCCGCUCGCGCAUUCGAACUCCGAAACAGCAAGUUUGACUGGUCCUACCAGACGACCUUCGUCGACAAGCCUGACUACGAACGCGUUGAGAAACCAAAUACCCGUGGCAAGGUCCUUGGUGGAAGUAGCAGCUUAAACUAUUUCACCUGGAUUCCUGGUAGUAGGGAAACAUUCGAUGCGUGGCAAGAAUACGAAACUCGCGAUUUCCGAGAUGCUCUAAUAGAGGCAUGGACUAGCAAAGGCCAUGCGUUGAGAGAAGACAUCUAUAAUGGCAGACUGGACGGUCUCGCUCACUGUGUUAGUACGGUCUAUGAAGGGGUCCGGUCAAGCAGCGCAGUAUACGUGACCGGGAAAGAAAAUGUGGAGAUACUGCAUUCCACCAUCGCAACAAAGAUCAACUUAGAAGGUGCUACUGCAGUGAGUGUCACUGUUGUUGGGGCAGAUCAGAACGAGACCACACUGAAGGCAACGAAAGAGAUCAUUAUCGCGGGUGGAGUUUUUGAAACACCCAAGUUAUUGCUUCUUUCCGGUAUCGGUCCCAGGCGUGAACUAGCUCGUCAUGGAAUCGAUCCAGUGAUAAUUUCUGAGCAUGUGGGUGAGCAUCUUCUUGACCAUCCGAUUCUUCCACAUGUAUUUAGAUUGAAGGAUGGCCUGGGUCUGGACCACAUUCUCCUUCGGGAGGGACCUGCCCAUGAUGCUGCCGUGAAGCAGUAUGAUGAGGAUAAAACAGGUCCAUUGGCUAGUGGCCUCCUUGAGAUUGUUGCCUUUCCACGCAUCGAUGCGCAACUCGACGAGCACAAAAUGUACCACAGAGCGAGGGCGAACAACGGAGGCAAAGAUCCUUUCGGACCUGAAGGUCAACCUCAUUUUGAGAUUGACUUUAUCCCCAUGUUCUGUGAUGCGUUUCAGUGGCACUUCGAUAUCCCACCAGAGGGAGAUUGGUUAACCGUAGUCGUCGACCUUCUUCAUCCACAGUCAAAGCACGGGUAUGUCCGACUCACUUCGAUGGAUCCACGUGAACAGCCUGACAUCAAUCUUAAUUACUUUACCGACGAGCUGGAUAUACUUGCUUUGAGGGAAGGUGUACGAUUCAUUGAUGAGAUCCUAAUGAAUGGCGCUGGGAUGAAAGAGGUCAUUGCUGAGGACUUUCCGUGGCCCUUGCCCCGUGAGUCGGAUGAAGAGAUGGAUCGUCUGAUUUUGGAUCGGGCGCAGACUGGAUAUCAUCCCUGUGGCACUGCCAGACUGUCUCACGACAUUGACCAAGGUGUGGUAGACUCUGAGCUGAGGGUUCACGGUGCCAAGAGGCUUCGCAUUAUCGAUGCGUCCAUCAUUCCUGUUAUUCCGGACUGCCGGAUCCAAAAUUCGGUGUAUAUGAUUGGAGAAAAGGGUGCCGAUAUUAUCAAAGCGGCUUAUCCGGAGCUAUACAAAUGA